Panicum virgatum (switchgrass) is the source of this 1454-nucleotide messenger RNA. RefSeq lists its product as uncharacterized. The transcript is spliced from 2 exons. The record is from RefSeq and is a predicted model, not a curated record. The coding region runs from base 378 to 983 and encodes 201 amino acids. Lineage: Eukaryota; Viridiplantae; Streptophyta; Magnoliopsida; Poales; Poaceae.
ACCCAGCCAGCUCCUCUCAAGAUUGUCCGCCGCCAGCUUCGCCUGCCGCGUCGCCAUCCAACUCUGCCGCCUGCUCCGUCCACGCCGCCGAUUGCCAGCGGCCGCUGCGCAUCGUGAUCUUCCCGUGGCUGGCGUUCGGGCACCUGCUCCCGUAACUGGAGCUCGCCGAGCGCCUGGCGUCGCGCGGCCACUGCGUGCCCUUAGUCUCCACGCCAGGCAACGUAGCCCGCCUCCCACCGCGGCGCCGCGCGUCGACCUCAUGGCGCUGCCGCUCCCGCGCGUAGAGGGGCUCCCCGACGGCGCCGAGUCCACCAACAGCAUCCCCCACGACAAGUUCGCGCUCCUCUUCGAGGCCUUCGACGGCGUGCAGCAAGAAGAUGUCAAGGUUUGGUAGUCGAGCUCUUCGGCGGUGGGAUGACGAGGAUGAAUAUGAUGUUGACGAUCUAUUGAUCAUUGCCGGUCUUCUUGAGGGCUCGAAGAGAAACAAGCGGAAGAAAAAGUUCCGUGGAUCAUUGCCGAGUCGCCACAAUGUGCCAAGGGACAUUCUGGGAGGUCACCAGCGCAUCUACCUGGACUACUUCGCUGACCAGUGUGUAUACAAUGAGAAACAUUUCAGAAGGAGGUUUCAGAUGUCCAAGUCUCUCUUUCUACGGAUAGUCGCUGCAAUUGAGGCGCAUGACGACUACUUCCGUCAGAAGCCUGAUGCCGUUGGAAGUCUUGGUGCCUCUGCAUUACAGAAGGUCAUUGCUGCCUUUCGGAUGCUGGCCUACGGUAUUCCAGCUGACUUCCUGGAUGACUAUGUGAGGUUGGGAGAGAGCACCAUCAUCGAGUGUUUGAAACGUUUUGUGAAAGCUGUUGUCGAAGUCUUUGGUGAAGAAUACUCGAGGGCCCCCAAUGCCCAGGACAUAUCCAGGUUGCUGGCAAUUAAUAAUGCAAGAGGGUUCCCAGGAAUGCUUGGUUCAAUUGAUUGCAUGCACUGGUAAUGGGAAAUGUGCCCAACGGCUUGGAGAGAGAGAUGAGGAAGAGGAUUUCAACUACCACCAAGAGCCCCACGGUAUCCCGGUGUUGAGACCUGCGGACUACGAACGUCGUGAUCCUCUUGUGCUGGAGGAGUUCCUGAAGAUACACGACGAGAUUGAGGAUAGGUCGACACAUGAGAGACUUCGUGAUGACCUUGUAGAGCAUUUAUGGGCUAUUCAUAGUUCUAGCUAGUUUUAUUAUUCAUACUUCAAUAAAAUCAAGAAAAAAUUUCAUGGAUCGUUGCCGGUCCUCUUGAUCAUGCUUAUUCAGUUAUCAACUAGUCAGAUUUGUAUGUCGAAACAUGAUGGCCAUCAGUUCAGUUUCAUACUUGGUCUGUGUCCUGGGUUAUGUUGUUUAUCUGCCUGUAAAAUAGAUGGUUGAGACUCUUCUCUUAAUCUCAAUAUCUGACCAAUAUGUUCAUAUAUCAGGUCUAA